CGCUUCACAGAAAGGAGGAAUUUACAAAUAACGCACUUGAUACGUAUUAUACAGCACACCUGGAGUCCGAGUAGAGAAGCAGGACGUGGAGGCUCGUUCCCCUGUCUGGGCUCUCUGGCUCAUGGCUGAUGUGAACACGGCGGCUGAGGAGCUGCAUGAGUCAUGCUUGUCCAUCACCUGCUGAGACUUGCUCGGAAUUCUUCACGGUCUCAUCCCCAAACUGACUCAUGCGAGAUCACGUGGACAAAUCACAUGGUUGUGUCUCUAUUUCCAGCACCAUGGGCAUGGAGAUCCUCAAGGCUCGAGCAUGACCAGUUUCAUGAGUUCACCAUUAUUGUGCUGAGUGUACGGAGUACGAACUCAACUACUCAAGGUCUGAUAUACGACAGGAGUCUGGAAUGCAAUCCUCUAUAUUUCACGUUCAUUUCCCCGCAAAUUCCACAUGUUAAAUCUGACUGCCGAAGCUGCUUGAUGCACCAUCACCACAUUGAUCGACGUCAGUCCAUGAACACGAUCCGUCAGAUCCAGUCGGAUUGGACGUUUCCAUAUCCGAGCCAGGGAACCCCCCUUUGCCGUGGAGUUCCCGUGGCUUGGGAGUUGGGGCGGAUGGCGAUUUGCGGCGUUCACUCCUCAGUGCUCAGCCUUCACGCCUCACGGUCCUUCGGUCUUACGACACCUUGGUCGGGGACCAACCAUUGCAACCGGGAAUCCGGGACUACUAAAAGCGACGGGAUGACGCUGUUCUGAGAAUAAUGCCACCUAUGUAAUACAUCCCGUACAUGCAAUUGUUCCGUUUCUACCAUACCUACGAUUUAUACCUGAAUUUCCCACCCUUUUGACAUUGACGACGCCCUCCUGAACGUUUUGGUAAUCAAUAUUGGUAGCUU
Messenger RNA from Eremomyces bilateralis CBS 781.70, 887 nucleotides. RefSeq lists its product as uncharacterized. NCBI's taxonomy places the organism in Eukaryota, Fungi, Ascomycota, Dothideomycetes, Eremomycetales, Eremomycetaceae. The transcript has a single exon. The record is from RefSeq and is a predicted model, not a curated record. Bases 163 to 747 code for a protein of 194 amino acids.